AUGGACCGGCUCUGUUCUUGGGCAGGAGUUAGUUGCACUGAUGGCCUUGUUAUUGGUCUUGACAUUAGUGACGAAUUUAUCUCAGGUGGCAUUGACAAUUCCAGCAUUCUCUUUGAUCUUCAGCAUCUUCAAAGCCUCAACUUGGCCCACAGUUACUAUAUUCAGGGCUCUCAAAUUCCGUCUGCAAUUGGAAGGCUUACGAAUUUGAGGUAUCUAAAUUUAUCCUUUAAUGCUUAUUUCGGGCAAAUUCCCAUUGGGAUUUCACACUUGACAAAGUUGGUUACCCUUGAUCUUUCUGAAAAUUUCUUCAUUGAAGUUCAAUCCGAAAGUUUCUCCUUUGGCACUCAAUCCGAAAAUUUAAAACUUAAGAAUCCAAAUCUAAGCAUGCUCAUUCAGAACCUCACAGAGCUUACAGAGUUAUAUCUUGAUGAUGUAAACAUAUCAUCAGCACAUGGGGCUCACUGGAGCCAAGCAAUAUCAUCUUCACUGCCAAACUUGAAGGUGUUGAGCUUGUGCAGGUGUAAUAUUUCAGGCCCUAUUCAUCAGUCUUUUGCUAAGCUCCAGUCUCUAUCCGUGCUUCUAUUGGAUCAUAACGAUAUCUCUGCUCCAGUUCCUGGAUUCUUUGCCAACUUUUCAAGCUUGACUUCCUUAAGUCUCCUUGGAUGUAACUUGUACGGGACGUUUCCUGAAGAGAUCUUCCAGAUAACUACACUGCAGGAAGUUGACCUUUCAUGGAAUCCCCGGCUUCAGGGUUCCUUGCCAGAAUUUCUUAACAAUGGAUCUCUCCGAUCCCUAAAUCUAAGCAGGUCAAAAUUUUCAGGGUUCCUGCCAAGAUCUAUUGGCAACCAUAAAAUGUUGUGUACACUAGACUUCUCAGAUUGCAGUUUCACUGGAUCAAUCCCAAACUCAGUGGCAAACCUUGCUAAUCUGGAAGUUCUCAUGUUGGACUCCAAUCUACUCCAUGGGAAUAUUCCAUUAUCUCUCUUUUCUCUUCCUGUGCUGCAGAAACUAGUACUUACGCAUAAUCAAUUCUACGGUCAAUUACCCGAAUUUGCCAACAUCUCUUCAAAUUUACUGGACACCCUUGAUUUGAGUGGCAACCAUUUGGUAGGACCAAUACCUACUUCUAUCUUUAAUCUUAGAGGGCUUCAAGAGCUUAGGCUUUCUUCAAACCAUUUCAGUGGCUUUCCUUUCAACGGUCCUCAGCAGCCUAAAAAUCUUUCGUUUCUUGAUCUUUCCAACAAUGGCUUGAUUGAUUACAAUGGAAGCAGUCCAACAUCUUCGUCCUUCCUUCAAAUUAACCGCUUGGUCUUGUCCUCUAACAAGUUGAGGGCGUUCCCAGACUUCUUGAGAAAUCAAUCCAGAUUAAACGAUUUGGACCUUUCAGAAAACGAGAUUCAAGGCGAGAUACCCAACUGGAUUUGGAAGCUCAAUUCUCUUCUUAAACUAAAUCUUUCUUACAACUCCUUGGCAACUCUACAAGGUCCUUUAACUAACUUAACUUCUGUCAUCAUUCUUGACCUUAGUUCAAACAAUCUUCAGGGAAAAAUCCCAGUUUUCCUAUCAUCAGCCACUUAUCUGGAUUACUCCAGAAAUAAUUUCAGCUCUAGUAUACCAGCUGACAUUGGUCAUUUCCUUCCUAAAAUUGCUGUCUUCUCUCUGUCAAGCAAUAACUUGCAUGGAAUCAUUCCACCAUCAAUAUGCAAUGCAAAUCUUCUGGUUCUUGAUCUGUCCAAUAAUUCUCUGAGUGGCAUGAUUCUGGAAUGCUUGACUCAGCAGUCAGUACUUAAUUUGAGAAGCAACAACCUUACUGGCCCUAUCCGGGAUAAAUUCAAUGAAUUUUGCAGUCUACAAAGUCUAGACCUUAGCAGAAAUCAGAUACAAGGUCAGUUUCCAAAGUCUCGAGUCAACUGUACACGGUUGGAGUAUGUAAACCUUGGAAACAAUCAGAUAACUGAUACCUUUCCAUGCUUGCUGAAGAAAAGAUCCACCUUGCGUGUUCUUGUUUUGCGAUCCAACAAAUUUUAUGGACGCAUUGGAUGUCCCGAGGCCAAUGGCACCUGGCCAAUGCUUCAAAUCAUAGACUUAGCUUACAACAAUUUGAGUGGUGAAAUACCAGGAACAUCUAUGAAAACAUGGAAAGAAAUGAUGGUUAACAAAAACGAUUCCCUAUAUAACCUGGGACUUCAGUACGACGGGGGAGUUGGAAGUCUGCUUUACUAUGACGAUGCAGUAACAAUUACCAGCAAAGGUUCAGAAAGGGAUCUGGUAAAGAUUCGAACCUUCUUCACCUUGAUUGACUUCUCGUGCAAUGAAUUCAACGGAUCAAUACCUGAGGAAAUGGGAGAAUUCAAAUCACUCUAUGUCCUCAACUUGUCCUACAAUACUUUCACAGGACAAAUCCCAUCAUCAUUCGGUAACAUGCGAGUGCUCGAGUCCUUAGACCUGUCGAAGAACAACCUGAGCGGGCAAAUUCCACCACGGCUUGCAAAGCUUACCUUCCUUUCAUUCUUGAAUCUCUCAAACAAUCAACUGUUUGGUAGGAUCCCAACCAGCACUCAGUUCUCAACUUUUCCAAAAGCCACCUUUGCAGGUAACAAAGGCUUAUGGGGGCCUCCUUUGACCGCAGACGACAAACCAGGAUUGCCGGUGCCACCACCAGCAUCGACUGAAAGCCGUCGAAGUUCUGGACAUGAGAUUAAUUGGGAUCUCAUCAGUGUUGAAAUUGGAUUUGUAUUUGGCUUCGGAGUUGCCAUUGGAUCACUUGCCUUUUACAAGAGAUGGAGGAAUUGGUAUUACAAAGCUACGCUUAACAUCAUCUUUAAGAUGUUCCCUCAGCUGCAUCAAAGACUUGGCAAUCAAGGAAGACAUGUUUACAUAAACCAAAGGAGAAGACGUUGA
Molecule: messenger RNA, 2901 nt
Organism: Prunus armeniaca (apricot)
Lineage: Eukaryota; Viridiplantae; Streptophyta; Magnoliopsida; Rosales; Rosaceae
Source: the annotation of a GenBank genome assembly